Messenger RNA from Striga asiatica, 315 nucleotides. Lineage: Eukaryota; Viridiplantae; Streptophyta; Magnoliopsida; Lamiales; Orobanchaceae. The record is from the annotation of a GenBank genome assembly.
AUGAUGCUGCUUUCUCUUCAGUUGCCUAUCCCGCUAUUGGUGAUGGCGGUGCAACUCGUGCUGCUUAAACGAAUGCUGCGUGAUUGGUUGGGCCAGACUCUUCCUCUCUUUUUCACUCCCCCAUCCCUCCUCAAGGUUGGGAACAAGACGGAUAUGCCAAUGGCGUCUAUCAGAGAGUGGUUUCCUGGAUUGCUCUUUGAUCUCCACUUGGGUCAGCAGUUGAACUCGUUGCUGAAGACCUUUAAGCUGCUCUUGCUGACUUCCCGUGGGACUUUCCCUCGUCAACUGGGCUCCGAUCCUCUUUCUUUUCUAUAG